GAGAGGGUCAGGCAACAGGGAACCAGAGCAUCUUCUCCAGCCUCACUGAGUGCCAAUGGCUGUCACGGUGUCCAGCAACAGAGAGCUGUCAGGGCCAGCACUGGCUGAAAGUAGUGAAAUUCAAGAGGAGGCUUUUCCACUGAAGAAUAAGAAAUCUGCAGCAAGCAGAAAGAGGCUGGAGAUAUCUCAGCUGGACUGCGACCCUGAGCUGUGCUGCGGGUGUGCUUACAGCUACGUGAGCAUCUCUUUGCACCUCGGUGAGCGGGUGUCUGCGUCAGGCAACAUGGGUCAGGAACCGCACGGCCCCAUCGUGAUCAAUUGACCAUGUCUAUCUGCGACAGCUCCUGAAUUCAGAGUCGAUAAAGCUGAACGUCUUGGCUACCACGGGUCUUUCUGCUAUGAUGGAGAAAGGACUUGAUCCAACAGGAAGCUGAGAUGAAAGAAUCCAGCCGUGAGAGGUCACAGGAGUUUGUACUGCCUGUCUUCACAAUUACUAACAAGUAAGCACUAUAGGAUACCAUAGGAUGGAGACGGACUUGGUUUCUGUUAAUGACAGCUGUCACACAGGAGAGGAGCACUCGGGUGGUUCCAGACGCCUCAGAAGGGCUGUGCUGCAAAGCCAGCCUGCAGCUGGAGGUGGAGGAAGAUUACUCACCACCUUCUAGUCCUGGCUGCAUCCUGCUAGACCUCCAGUCUGACAAGAAACCCCUAUAGAGUUGCACUGCAAAGAGGAGGAGACCUUUGAAACUUAACUACCAGAAGCCUGAUUCAGCCAAGCCACCAACUUUGACCUGCAGCAUGAAGGUGAACGUUGAGAAUGCUUUUCCUCUGAACAUUCUGAGGAACCUUGAGAGAGGAUAAAUGAGGAUGAUGAAAGCUUCAUUCUUAUUGAUGCUUUUGAGGACGAGGAGGACCUGGAGCAUCUGGAGGUGCUUUGGUCACUUCCUCUGUGAUCCCUAUGAGGAAGAUCAUUGUUUGUUGGCAUUAUGCCAUUCCUUGUCAGCUGCAAGAGGAAAUGCUGCCACUGUAUCAGGUUGAAGUCUAAAGAGAUGUGCAGUUGUUAGAUAUGUUCUGUAUUUCCUGUUAACUGAAGAAGCCCUUUUCCAAAACCAGUAGUUUUGUUAAGAAAAGACAGCGAGAUACCUGUCCAGUGUGCAACACAACCGCAGUGUGAAAAGCAGGAGCAACCUCUGCCAGUUUACACGGUGAUGCUGGAGAGCGGUUCCGAUUGCAGGAGGCGCAGGACUGGUCAGUGCGAUGACAGGGGGGGGACAAAUGCAGAGCACGGAGGGGUCAGGGCCCCCUGGUCGUAGCUGAACAGAAGCUGCUGGGAGAUUCCCAGCGGUGUUCCUGGGGGAUUGGACCUUGGAUGACCUCCUGUUGAACAGUUCCGUUAACGUAAAAAUGGAUGUGUGGGAAUGAAAUGUGCCGCCUGGGAGGUUGAACAGGAGGGAGGGCUGCAGAGCCACGGAAGCAUGAGAAGCCUUCCAGAAAUGGUGAAUAUUUCUGCUCCGGAUUGGUGGGUUAUCAGCGAUAAGGGAUGGAGGAAAGGAUCCUGAGAAGGCCUACGGACUGUGAUUGUAACUGUGGCUUUGGAAAAAGCAAAUGGGGUCCUAGGACGUGUUGGGCAAAGGACUUCCACUAGGAAUAAGGAAAUAGUGCCGCUGUCAGAGGCCCUGGGAGGGCUGUAAGGAGAGCUGAGAAUGAGAUGGACUUAACCAUGAAAGACCUGAAGCUCUUGGUACACGCCUGGUCGGUGAGCUGCGGAUGAACACAGCGUACGCCUCAGAGGAUGGACGUGCACGUGGACCGGGACUCUGAGAAUAACAUUUGUGACACAGGUGAGAAGCAUUCAGGUUAUUCCAGAAAGACCACUAAGCAGGUGGGCCACACGUCUGGCCUCCAGAAGGAGGUAGACAUGAAUUACUCGCAGACGCACAGUCCUCUUUGCAGUUCUGCUGGCCCUUCAGGUAAGCAGGAGCUUCUUGCGGAGUUGCAGUGUGAAGACAAAGAAACCUUUGAGACCUACUACCAGAAACGAGGCGAGGGUACAGCUGGGGUGGUUGUCCCCUCCAUUACCAACUUUGGCCUGCGGUGUGAAGAUAAAGAUUUAGAGCACUGUUCCUCUGAGCAGUCCAAGAGACCGCGGAGAAGACUGCGUGACGAUAACGAAAACACCAUUCUUGCUGAGGUGUUUGAUGAGGACCUGGGGCCUGCCUCUGAGGAAGCUUCGCUGUACCGAUGCAAGAAGUGCGGUUCCUCUUUCCAGGGUGUGAGCGAGCUGCAGGAACACAGGCGAACUCACCUUGUGGAAAACUCGUACCGAUGUCCCGUCUGCGCCAAAGAGUUCUUCCGUGCGGCAAACUUGCGAAUGCACAAGCUCAUUCAUUCUAGCGACAGGCCGCACAAGUGCCCGGAGUGUGACAAGGGUUUCAUUCGCACGGCCGACGUCUGGAGGCACCUACGCAACGUGCACAAGAUAGAGCGCUCCAUGGUCAUCUUGGGAAACGGCAUGGCUAGGAACCCGUGGUCGAUAGUGCACCGUAACCAGCACGCCGUGGAGUACACGGGUCAGCCUUGCGCGGAAAACCAAAAGCCCGAGGAAGGCGACUGUAAACCUUACGCCUGCCCGACGUGUGGCAAAGGUUUCGAUAAGCCUAACCUGCUUUCCAAACACAAGGUGAUCCACCGACAAGACAAGCCCUAUAAGUGUCAGGAGUGUGGCAUGGCGUUCGUCCAGCUGCUCAGGCUGAAAAGACACCAGCAGACUCACUCUGGGGAGCGUCCCUUCUACUGCGAGGAGUGUGGGGGGACGUUCACCCGGCUGGCAUCGCUCCAGCGCCAUCACCGCAUCCAUACUGGAGAGAAGCCCUACUCUUGCAGUUACUGUGGUCAUGCCUUCACCGAGUCAGGUACCUUACGGAGGCAUGAGCGCACGCACAAAUCGGACAAAUCUUAAGUCUUGCUUCUUUUGGGAUUGCGGUCUCCUGGGUUGCUUCCUACCUGAACGAGGCUUGCUCCGUUGGGCUGGAGAAAGCACCCCACCGCAUGCGCUCUGGCCGGUCCAGGCCUGCUUCCCAGCAGUGGCUGACGGAGAACACGGCAGCAUGGGGGUCUCUGGAACUUGUACUGGCAGAGAUUGCACUCGCUGGCUUUAGACUGGCUUUGUAUGGAAAAAAAUAACAUAAUUACCACUGGGUGUUGGAAUGUGAGACUUGGAGAAGACUGAACUCACACACGCUAGCACUGUCUCAAUUUGCUGAACUGAUGAUGCAUCAGCUUAAGCUUUUUGCAGGGAUGCAUGGGCUAUAAGACUUUUCUCUGCAGUCUUGGUCACUGGAUAAAUUGGUCCUGCCCGCUUGGGUGUGAUGGCUCUUUGGCACUGGGUUUGGAGAUCUGUUGUUGCAGAUCUUUGCUGUGGCAGAACAGUCCAGAGUUGUCCCUCUAUCCCUUCUCUCCUUGCAUUCCGCUGAGUUUUUCUUUCCGUUACUUUUUUUUUUUUUUUAUUUGGAGGGGAAGUAUCAUGUUGGUUAUUUAAAAAACACAACAAAACAAACAACCACAAAACAGUUCCUUAAUAAACUCAAGAGUUACCAGCU
This is a messenger RNA of Tyto alba (common barn owl), 3599 nucleotides long. It is a transcript of the gene ZNF648, whose product is annotated as zinc finger protein 648. Lineage: Eukaryota; Metazoa; Chordata; Aves; Strigiformes; Tytonidae. The transcript has 6 exons. The coding region runs from base 1793 to 2959 and encodes 388 amino acids. Gene Ontology annotation, biological process: regulation of DNA-templated transcription. The record is from RefSeq and is a predicted model, not a curated record. Gene Ontology annotation, molecular function: RNA polymerase II cis-regulatory region sequence-specific DNA binding; DNA-binding transcription factor activity, RNA polymerase II-specific.